AUAAACCACGCACUCUUAUCCGCAUUAGGGAAUGCAACCCGGCAGCCGCGGCCUGUAGGAGGAGGAGGAGUGAAGAUGGCGCCUCUGGACCUGGAUAAGUACAUUGACAUCGCCAAGCAGUGCAAGUACCUCCCGGAGAACGACCUCAAGCGCCUCUGUGACUAUGUGUGCGACCUCUUGCUGGAGGAGUCCAACGUGCAGCCCGUGUCCACUCCCGUCACGGUGUGCGGGGACAUCCAUGGACAGUUCUACGACCUGAAGGAGCUGUUCCGGACAGGGGGUGAGGUUCCCGACACCAACUACAUCUUCAUGGGAGACUUUGUGGACCGAGGCUACUACAGUCUGGAGACGUUCACGUUCCUGCUGGCGCUCAAGGCACGCUGGCCCGACCGCAUCACCCUGCUGCGUGGAAACCACGAGUCCAGGCAGAUCACGCAGGUCUACGGAUUCUACGACGAGUGUCUCACCAAGUACGGCAACGCCAACGCGUGGCGGUACUGCACCAAGGUGUUCGACAUGCUCACGGUGGCCGCGCUCAUCGACGAGCAGGUGCUGUGCGUUCACGGGGGCCUCUCGCCCGACAUCAAGACCCUGGACCAGAUCCGCACCAUCGAGCGCAACAUCGAGAUCCCGCACAAGGGCGCCUUCUGCGACCUCGUCUGGUCCGACCCCGAGGACGUGGACACGUGGGCCAUCAGCCCCCGCGGCGCCGGCUGGCUGUUCGGGGCCAAGGUCACCAACGAGUUCGUUCACAUCAACAACCUGAAGCUCAUCUGCCGGGCCCACCAGCUGGUGCACGAGGGCUACAAGUUCAUGUUCGACGAGAAGCUCGUCACCGUCUGGUCGGCGCCCAACUACUGCUACCGCUGCGGCAACAUCGCCUCCAUCAUGGUGUUCCCGGACGCCAGCACGCGGGAGCCGCGGCUGUUCCGCGCCGUGCCGGACUCCGAGCGCGUUAUCCCGCCCCGCACCACCACGCCGUACUUCCUGUGAUCGAUCGCGGCGGCGGCGGUGGCGGUGGCGGUGGCGGUGGCGGAGCGUGAUAUUGAUGGCGAUGGUGGUGGUUUUGUUGGUGGUGGAGGAUGGGUGAUGGUGUUGAUGUGGUGAUGACGAAGGUGGCGGUGCUUGCCUGGCCACAACCACCACAAUGUCGCACCGUGUUUUAAGUUGUACCACACCGAGCCUAGCCACACAAGGCACACCACUCUCUAGUCCACACCUCGCUAUCUCUUCCACGCUGCGCCCACUAUUUAAUGCCAGCCUGCUCAACACCGCACCAUCAGCACCACAGCACCCUGCUCAACAUCGCACCAUCAGCACCACAGCACCCUGCUCAACACCGCACCAUCAGCACCACAGCACCUUGCUCACCAUCAGCA
Messenger RNA from Petromyzon marinus (sea lamprey), 1379 nucleotides. RefSeq names its product protein phosphatase 6 catalytic subunit (gene PPP6C). Lineage: Eukaryota; Metazoa; Chordata; Hyperoartia; Petromyzontiformes; Petromyzontidae. The record is from RefSeq and is a predicted model, not a curated record. Gene Ontology annotation, molecular function: protein serine/threonine phosphatase activity.